Sorex fumeus (smoky shrew) is the source of this 1439-nucleotide messenger RNA. RefSeq names its product dehydrogenase/reductase 3 (gene DHRS3). The transcript has 6 exons. Gene Ontology annotation, cellular component: lipid droplet. Lineage: Eukaryota; Metazoa; Chordata; Mammalia; Eulipotyphla; Soricidae. Gene Ontology annotation, molecular function: oxidoreductase activity, acting on the CH-OH group of donors, NAD or NADP as acceptor. The coding region runs from base 104 to 1012 and encodes 302 amino acids. The record is from RefSeq and is a predicted model, not a curated record.
CUCCUUCCUUAUUUGUCUUAUUUAUUCUUUUUUUUUUUUUCAAACUCCUGUGCGUUCGGUCCGGGGAGUUUCGCUCCCCCUGCCCAGCUCCGCGGCGCGGAGGAUGGUGUGGAAAUGGCUCGGCGCGUUGGUGGUGUUCCCUCUGCAGAUAAUCUAUCUGGUGGCGAAAGCAGCCGUGGGACUGGUGCUGCCCGCCAAGCUGCGGGACCUGUCCAGGGAGAACGUCCUCAUCACCGGCGGCGGCAGAGGCAUCGGGCGCCAGCUCGCCCGGGAGUUCGCAGAACGCGGCGCCAGGAAGAUUGUUCUCUGGGGCCGGACUGAGAAAUGCCUGCGGGAGACGACGGAGGAGAUUCGGCAGAUGGGCACUGAGUGUCACUACUUCAUUUGUGAUGUGGGCAACCGCGAGGAGGUGUACCAGACGGCCAAGGCUGUCCGGGAGAAGGUGGGCGACAUCACCAUCCUGGUGAACAACGCGGCCGUGGUCCACGGGAAGAGCCUGAUGGACAGUGACGAUGACGCGCUGCUCAAGUCCCAGCACAUCAACACCCUGGGCCAGUUCUGGACCACCAAGGCCUUCCUGCCACGCAUGCUCGAGCUGCAGAACGGCCACAUCGUGUGUCUGAACUCGGUGCUGGCGCUGUCGGCCAUCCCCGGGGCCAUCGACUACUGCACGUCCAAGGCCUCGGCCUUCGCCUUCAUGGAGAGCCUGACGCUGGGGCUGCUGGACUGUCCGGGCGUCAGUGCCACCACCGUGCUGCCCUUCCACACCAGCACCGAGAUGUUCCAGGGCAUGCGUGUCAGGUUCCCCAGGCUCUUCCCCCCACUGAAGCCCGAGACCGUGGCCCGGAGGACAGUGGAAGCCGUUCAGCUCAACCAGGCCCUCCUCCUGCUCCCAUGGACGAUGCACGCCCUCAUUAUCCUGAAGAGCAUCCUCCCUCAGGCGGCCCUCGAAGAGAUCCACAAGUUCUCAGGAACCUACACCUGCAUGAACACUUUCAAAGGGCGGACAUGAAGGCAGGACACAUGAGCACUGUGCGAAGCCACGGAGCCGGAGGGGCCACGGCGCCCAGGCGCACACACCAUGCUCCCGCCCUGGGCGCACUGCUGCUGAGGGAGCCUGGCUGCCUCGGCCUCAGGGAACACCGGCUGCCCCUCAGCCAGCCCCAGGACCUUUGCACAGGACUGGAGGGCCCAACUCUGACCCCCAUGGGGAGGCAAGAAGCCAGCCAGAUGCCGCCUCGACACUUCUGUCCAUUUCUCGUUCCGUAGAGUUUACGGUUCAAUCGCUUCUCGGGCCUAAGCCUCUGCAGAGCGCAGAGACCGUUUCCAGGAGGCUCCGUCCGGAAGUGCCUCCUUCCCCUCCAGAAUCCACGCGUCCUCGGCUUGUGCAAACUGGGUGAACGGCAGGAAUGGAAAAAUAAAAGAGUCAUGGCUUUUGA